Molecule: messenger RNA, 719 nt
Organism: Melanaphis sacchari
Lineage: Eukaryota; Metazoa; Arthropoda; Insecta; Hemiptera; Aphididae
Exons: 2
Coding region: 1-648 (215 amino acids)
Source: RefSeq, a predicted model, not a curated record
AUGCUUCUUUUUAAAACUGAGGCACCGGAUUUACCUUUACCUCCAGAGCCACUAAUAACACGAUGGGGCACCUGGAUAAAUGCAGCCAUAUAUUACUGUGAACACUUUGAGAUAAUUUUCAAUAUUGUAAAUAAAUUAGAUUCAGAGGAUGCUUUGAGUAUAAAAAAUGCAAAAAAAUACUUGGCAACACCUCACAUUAAAAAUGAUUUAGUCUACAUAAAAUCAAAUUUUAGUUAUCUUACUACAUCAAUUACAAAAUUGCAAACUGAAGGUGUUUCUUUAGCUGAUUCAAUUGAAAUUAUUGACAAUGUAAGUGUUGCAAUGAAAUGUCUUACUGGGACAACUGGGAAAAAUAUCUGUACAAAGAUGGAAAAUGUAUUGAGGAAAAAUGUUGGUCUUGCUAUGCUAAAGAAAAUUAAAAACAUUUUUAAUGGUGAAUUAAUUGACAUGAAAGACUUACCAGAAGACUUAGAUAUUAAUGAUCUGACAUAUUUUAAAUAUGCUCCCAUCACAUCGGUAAACGUAGAAAGAUCAUUUUCCGCCUAUAAAAUUUUACUUACAAAUAAUAGAAGGUCUUUCAAAGUCGAGAACAUAAAAAAACAUUUGAUAAUCCAGUGUAACGCAAGUAUAGAUGAUGCUGAGUGUUGAAAAAUCCAAAGACCUCCAAUUCAACAGUUUUUACAUUUUAUUUUAUUAAUAUAGCAUGUAUAAAAUAUACA